Molecule: messenger RNA, 762 nt
Organism: Oryza sativa Japonica Group (Japanese rice)
Lineage: Eukaryota; Viridiplantae; Streptophyta; Magnoliopsida; Poales; Poaceae
Product: GATA transcription factor 19
Biological process (GO): regulation of DNA-templated transcription
Molecular function (GO): sequence-specific DNA binding; protein binding; zinc ion binding
Source: RefSeq, a predicted model, not a curated record
AUGGAGAACUACAUGAGGCCCUCCGACGAGCACCGCAAGACGUCGCCGGCGACGGCCGCUGAUUUCUUCGACGAGGAGCACACCUUCGACGAUAUCCUGCUCCCGGUGGACUUGUUCGACUUCACGCACGGACUCGACGCCGGCGACGGCUGUUACGUAGACGAUCAGGCUGCGAUUGGGCAGAAGCCGCUGUCGCCGGCGCCGGAGCCGGCGGCAGAGCAGCAGCCGUCGCCGGCGCCGGAGCACGGCGACGAUGAGCGGCUGGUGAUGUACUACCAAGGACAGGAGUACAUCUUCGACCCCGUGCAGCCGCAGAAGAUUGAAAAUAUCUUCCACCAUCUGAAUGGACAGGAGAUGAUUCCACAGAGCAUCAGGCCACAACCCACUAACCUGGUAAGACCCAUCACUGUUCCCGAGGACUUCGACAGGUUUGCUGCGCUGACGCGGUAUAGGGAGAAAAAGAGGAACAUCAAGUUCAUCAAGAAGGCGGAUUACAGUGCCCGAAAGGAAGUCGCUUUGCGGAUGAAACGCAGCAAAGGGAAAUUUGCACCUAGGGUUCAGACCUCUGAAAAUUCCUUGGCACACAGAAAGGGGAUAACUUUCUGCACCAACUGUGGUGAAAGCAGCGACGCCACACCCAUGAUGCGCCAUGCUCCCAAUGGAACCAAAUCAUUUUGCAAUGCUUGUGGGUUGAUGUGGGCGAACUCGAGAAAAAUAAGAAAGAUCAGAAACCCAACUUCCGGGGAGCAAGAAGAUCAAUAA